Molecule: messenger RNA, 1020 nt
Organism: Eucalyptus grandis
Lineage: Eukaryota; Viridiplantae; Streptophyta; Magnoliopsida; Myrtales; Myrtaceae
Exons: 1
Coding region: 1-1020 (339 amino acids)
Source: RefSeq, a predicted model, not a curated record
AUGAUGAGAGACUUCCCGUCCUGCUUCGGCGAAAGCGGCGUCCAGAUCGCCGACUCGUCGGCGUCCUUGGCGAGGAACAGCCCCCAGAACUCGGUCACCUGCAUCUACAAGUCCAAGAUACGCGGCUGCCCUUGCCUCAUCACCGUGACCUGGACCAAGACCCUCAUGGGCCAAGGCCUCACCGUCUCGAUCCUCGUCGACGACGGGGGCGACCACCCCAACUCGUCUCGCUCCCUCUGCCGGGUCGAAAUCAAGCCCUGGCUCCUCAUCUCCAAGCAUAGAGGUUGCCGGAAAGCCCCAUUAUCAUCAUUGGAUUCCUCCACUCUCGACGUUCACUGGGACCUCUCGAACGCGAAGUUCGGCGCUGCCCCUGAACCCGUCCAGGAUUAUUACGUCGCGGUCAAGGAUGACCGUGAUGUGGUCCUACUCCUUGGGGACAUGGAGAGGGAGGCCCACAAGAAGCUUGCCGGCCUGGGCUGGGCGCGUGACAGCGCAGUACUCGUGGCGAAGCGGGAAAACAUGUUGGGGAAGAAAAGCUACUGCACGAGGGCUCAGUUCCGGGACAAGGGCCAGGCACACAGCGUCGUGAUCGAGUGCGACCCGGGAGGUGGCUCUCUGUCCGAUCCGUGCCUCGUUAUAAGGAUCGACGACCGGGACGUAGUGAGGGUGAGGAGGCUGCGGUGGAAGUUCCGGGGGAACUGCACGAUCGACGUGGACGGCACCGGCGUCGAGGUGUUCUGGGACGUCCAUAACUGGCUCUUCGGGGGCGACUGUGUUGGGAGCAACUACGGGGUUUUCCUGUUUCAGACGUGCCCUUUCUGGGCCGAGAGCGAUAAUGAGAAGUUCUGCGGUUCGUCUAGUUCGAACUUGUCGAAGCCUUCUUGCAUCUCGAGUUGGUGGAGUUCAGCAUCACCCUCUUCUUCGCAGGGGAUCGAAGAUGAUCCCCAUCAUCAACAUCAGUUGCAGUUGCAGCAAGGUCUGGGCUUCUCUUUGAUAUUGUAUGCUUGGAAGAGUGAAUAA